This is a messenger RNA of Dioscorea cayenensis subsp. rotundata (Guinea yam), 1108 nucleotides long. Its product is annotated as phosphoserine phosphatase, chloroplastic. Gene Ontology annotation, molecular function: L-phosphoserine phosphatase activity; magnesium ion binding. Gene Ontology annotation, biological process: L-serine biosynthetic process; dephosphorylation. Bases 168 to 1073 code for a protein of 301 amino acids. The record is from RefSeq and is a predicted model, not a curated record. The transcript has 8 exons. NCBI's taxonomy places the organism in Eukaryota, Viridiplantae, Streptophyta, Magnoliopsida, Dioscoreales, Dioscoreaceae. Gene Ontology annotation, cellular component: cytoplasm.
AAGAGCGCGGUGAAACAUUGGCUUCUCGCGCCGGCCGGAGAAGAAGAGAAGAGUUUAGAUCUGAGAUCAUCUCUCGCGAAUCCAGGCUUCGCUUGUGCUCUGCGGCAGGUAGUGCACAGUUGUGCUUCAUUCUUCCAGUUUGUGAUUCUCAUCGCUCGGCUCUUCCCAUGUUGACCUUGCGUAGUUUUCCAAAGUAUCCAAUCAGGCUUUCUUUCACUACGACAAGAUUGUAUAAACCUCCUGCAAUAAUGGCAGGCUCCUUGCAUUCUUCAAAGGAGGUAUCUUCCACCCAUUUGGAUAAUACUCUACCUACCAAAGACGUGCUUGAGAUUUGGCGCAAAGCAGAAGCAGUAUGCUUUGAUGUGGACAGUACAGUGUGUGUUGAUGAAGGUAUUGAUGAACUUGCUGAUUUCUGUGGUGCUGGGCAAGCUGUUGCUGAGUGGACUAGCAAGGCGAUGAAUGGCUCUGUUCCAUUUGAGGAGGCAUUAGCUGCAAGACUAUCUUUGUUUAACCCAUCACUUUCUCAAAUCAAUGAUUUUCUUGAAAAGCGACCACCCAGAAUUUCACCUGGCAUUGCUGAGUUGAUCUUGAAGCUGCAAGCUAAUGACACUGAGGUGUACCUGAUAUCAGGAGGUUUCCGGCAGAUGAUUAAUCCUGUUUCAGUAAAGCUUGGAAUUCCUCUUGAAAACAUUUUUGCAAAUCAAUUGCUUUUUGGGAGCAAUGGCGAGUUCCUUGGUUUUGACACCUCUGAACCUACUUCAAGAAGUGGUGGAAAAGCUACAGCUGUGGAAGAUAUAAGAAAGAAGCACGGCUAUAAGUCUAUGGUCAUGAUAGGAGACGGUGCAACUGACCUUGAGGCUAAGAGACCCGGUGGAGCGGACUUAUUCAUCUGCUACGGCGGAGUUCAAUUGCGGGAAGCUGUCGCAGCGAAAGCCGAUUGGCUGGUCUUUCAAUUUCCAGGACUUGUUAAACUCUUUGGAAUGAUUCCAAUUUGUUGUUCUUUAUAUGUUGCAACAUUUGUAUUCUUAUGUGCUAUUCAUGUUAUCAUUCACAUAUCCAAUAAAUGUUCCUAAGUUUCCUUUCUUUGAGGGAUUGUAACACUGUUAAA